Alexandromys fortis (reed vole) is the source of this 1931-nucleotide messenger RNA. RefSeq names its product coiled-coil domain containing 190 (gene Ccdc190). NCBI's taxonomy places the organism in Eukaryota, Metazoa, Chordata, Mammalia, Rodentia, Cricetidae. The transcript has 4 exons. The coding region runs from base 613 to 1488 and encodes 291 amino acids. The record is from RefSeq and is a predicted model, not a curated record.
CUCUGCUUUCUUUCAUUCUUGGCUCCCAUGGUCACGGCAAGGAGCGCUGCAGGCCUCUCUGGGCAGGGCUGGAAGUUGGCAAGCUUCCUUCACUCUCAAAGCACGUUAGAGAUGUGGCCUCUUCUAGAGGGACUGACUGGUACCCACGGCUUGAGGAGGUGGCAUUCCUAACCCGGGGAGACAGGAAAAAGCAGAGAGCCCUCAAGUGUAGUUGACACUGUGCCAGUGGCCCUCUCCGAAGCUGCCUCCUGCUCUUGCACCCGCCCUUCUUAAUGAAGAAAACAAACGCAGUAAAACAGACCUAGCCCUACUGCAGCCCAAGAAACGAAGAUUUUCACGGUGAGAACUGGGUUUGCAGGUAAGUGAUGCCUACCUGGUUCUCUGGUGACGCUUUAGUCUGUACUUGAGAGUCUAAAUCAAGCUGACUUACAAUAGUCUCUGAAGUUGAACUGCCCUGUGUCUGACUGUGUCCCCUUCCUUAAUGCUAAUCUCACUUUAAUGAAUUAUUACCACUACCACCUUGGCAGAAGCAACCGCCUGCUACCCUGCACACAUUCUGUGCUGAAGCCCUGAGAUUGGUUGUGAAAGACACGCGCUUCACUGUCUGCAACCAUGAGGAGGAUGGACAGAAACAUGGCGAGGGGACCACUGUACAAGCAGUUCGACUCGGAGAGGAAGAAUGCCAGGCGAGCUGAAGCUAGACUCAGCCUGAGCCUGCAAAGGCUAGAGGUCAUCUGCCUCUACCACGUGAAGACGCUGGCCAGGGAGCAGAGACAGCUUCAGAAAGAACUGCAGCGGUUGCAGCAAGAUAUCGUCAAGAAAAGGUUCUCCUCUUAUGCCAAGAAUGGAAUUCAGAAGAGACCAAGAGAUUCUCUCAUGUUCUCACCACAAACAGGACAGAGGCGCGUAGCCACGCAGUCUAAAAUCAGGGUACCGCCAACCAAUAUGACCCAAGAAGCUAAAACUAAGCUUCAUGGGCCCUCUUUACCUGGCACUGCCCUCAAAGCUGCCCCGAGAAGCCAGGAUCACCUGCAAUCCCAGCGUGACAGCACCAGCGGCUACAAGGAAGAGUACUCAGGAGCCCAGGAGGGAGAGUCUGCGAAACCACCUAAGGGCACGGACUCAAACAGGAAUGUCCCUGUCCCGUGUCAUGGUCAAGAGGUUUCCAUCAACAAUACAGAAGACAGCCCUGUGUCCAGCCCAGAUGGUGCGAAGGGGUUGGCACCGGCAGAUGAGACUAGAUCAAAAAAUGCCGAUCCAAAGCCACGUGAGGAUGCUGGGGACCAAAAUGCCCCAUGUUCUGCGGAAUGUGCUGAAAGCUUCAACGGCAAGUGCACAAAGUCAACCUUCCUCGAGCUGUUGGCAAAGGCCAAAGAGGCCCACUAUCUCCGCCACAGGGUGCCCCCCGAGUCCGAGAGGAUGCUUAGCAUUGGGGAGAUAUUUGGACACAGAAACGCCUCACUACCCAGAGCAGUGAAAAAACUGUGAGAAUGGUACCAAGUUCCUUCCUACCUGGCUGUGAAAUGUAGCUUGACAAUAAGAUACCAUAAUCGCUAAGGAAUGUGACCCUCAAAUAGCUGCCAUAAGCAAGGCACAGAAAGAAAUAAGCGGAAAUCCAAGACAACUUUCUUCUGCAUCCUUAGAGCCUCCUGCCCUUUUAUAUGAUUUUCUCAGAAUAAACUUGCUCAUAAUAAAGGCUACUAUGAAAGGGGGGGGGAAUAUUUGAAAAUACUUUAAAUUGAGAGCCUGGACUUGCUUUGAUGGAAACAAAGUCUUGUUUAUGCAAAGGUCCGUCUCAUAGAGGCGCUGCUUAUAGCGCCGCCUGUUGGCCAAUCGGCGCAGCUAGUCACCUUGUCUUCCUUUCUUUUAGGGUUUGCAUGGGAACCGCACUGAAAUUAUGUAGCGCUGUGGUCUCCAAAUAAAACCUGUUC